Micropterus dolomieu (smallmouth bass) is the source of this 623-nucleotide messenger RNA. It is a transcript of the gene mllt11, whose product is annotated as MLLT11 transcription factor 7 cofactor. The coding region runs from base 144 to 401 and encodes 85 amino acids. The record is from RefSeq and is a predicted model, not a curated record. Gene Ontology annotation, biological process: positive regulation of mitochondrial depolarization; positive regulation of release of cytochrome c from mitochondria; apoptotic signaling pathway. The transcript has 3 exons. Gene Ontology annotation, cellular component: nucleoplasm; cytosol. NCBI's taxonomy places the organism in Eukaryota, Metazoa, Chordata, Actinopteri, Centrarchiformes, Centrarchidae.
CUUGACGCAGGCGCAGAGCUCAUUCUGACCUGCAGCAGCAGAGCAGCAGCAUCUGAACCGUCUGCAACAAAAGAAACCAGCAGAACAAAGAAGAUAAAUCACAGAAAGCUUUAUUUUCUCACCGGAAACAAGAAGAUCCAAACAUGCUGAAGUCCAACAGCCAAUACGACUCCUUCCUCUUCUGGAGGCAGCCAAUCCCGGCCCUCGACCAGUCGGAGCUGGAGGAUCUGGGAUUGGCCAACGCUCAGCCGGCCAAUAGCAUCACAGGAAAAGACAAGUCGUCCUCACAGAGGAGUCAGGAGGAGGAGGUCGCCCUUACGGAGUUUUCCUCCUUUAACUACUGGAGAGCUCCCAUCGCCAACGUGGACGCUCUGCUGGCCGACCUCAACCUGCUGCUCUGAAACACAUCCCACCAUCACCUGACCUCUGACCCCAGAUCAGCCUCCUCCAUCACCUGACCUCUGACCCCAGAUCAGCCUCCAUCAUCACCUGACCUCUGACCCCAGAUCAGCCUCCAUCAUCACCUGACCUCUGACCCCAGAUCAGCCUCCAUCAUCACCUGACCUCUGACCCCAGAUCAGCCUCCUCCAUCACCUGACCUCUGACCCCAGAUCAGCCUCCAU